UGUCUCCUUGGCCAAGGAGUACAUUAAGUUACAACUGAAUACCUCCACGGUAUCCAUACCCGCCAUGCAGUCACUCUUCUCCGUCCUCCUCUCCGCUCUCCAAAUCAUCUUCUUUCUCUCAACCAAAGCUUCUUCACAGAGCACCACCCUCCUCACCUAUUGCUUUGGUGCCAACUAUAACUCUUCAAGCCCAUACUCUUCCAACAUCCAUCGCAUCCUCGUUGACUUCACCAGCUCCGCCCCCAACUCACCGUCUCUCUACUCCACCGCCGCUGCCGGCAACUCCUCCUCCUCUCAGAUUUUCGGCCUCGCUCAGUGCCGUCCUGAUAUUUCCAAAGAUCUUUGUUCUACCUGCCUAUCCCGCGCAUCUUCCACUCUUAUUGCUGGUGUCUGCGGCCUCAACAAGUCUGCCGCCAUCCGUAACGACUUCUGUCUCCUCCGCUACUCCGACAAUCGCUUCUUCGGCAUCCCAAUGCUCACCCCUCUUGAGGGGAGAUACGAAGUCGAAAACCCAUCAAAUCCCGAAGUAUUUUCCGGCCGGGUAGAGCGGCUGAUGCAGGAGGUCUCCAACGCAGCUGCCGUGGCCGAGUCGAGAUUCGCCACAAACAGCUCCACGCAGAGGGAUGUGUACGGAAUGGCCUGGUGCACGAGGGACCUCUCUAGCUCCGAUUGCUUGCAAUGUCUCAAUUGGGCUAUGCGGGUGCUCGUCAUGACGAAGGUUGGAGCAGAGGUGGAAACCGUGAGCUGCGCCGUGAGGUUCGAGACUUAUAUGUUCUUUCCGCAGCCGAUGGUGACGCCAACGCCAACUCCGUCUCCCUUUUCCGAUGGCGGGGAUGGUAGUAAGAUCGGCAGUGGGACGGGUCGAAGAAGCAAUAAGACAAAAAAUAUCAUUAUUGCUGGGACCACUGGAGCAGUUGCGUUCUUGUUUCUCUCGGCAAUCUUUAUUUUCUUAAUAAGACGAAGGAGGAAGAAGCCAAUGGUGUUGUCACCCAGGUAUGGAGAAAAUGACGAUUUAAGCAGUGUUGCAAUAAUGUCGCUUGAUCUAGCCACUAUUAGAUCCGCCACAAAUAAUUUUUCUGAAGCUAAUAGGCUGGGAGAAGGUGGAUUUGGACCCGUUUAUAUGGGGGUUCUAAGAGGCGGGCAGGAAAUAGCAGUAAAAAGGUUAUCAAGGAGCUCAGGGCAGGGGAUAUUGGAGAUGAGAAAUGAGGUGGUUUUCAUAGCAAAGCUUCAGCAUAAGAACCUGGUCAGAUUGGUGGGUUGUUGCUUGGAAGAGGGCGAGAAGCUGCUUGUGUACGAAUACCUCCCCAAUAAGAGUUUGGACAAAUUAUUGUUCGAUCCGGACAGGCAAAUACAACUGGAUUGGCCUACACGGUACAAGAUCAUUGAGGGGAUCUGCCGUGGCCUUCUUUAUCUCCACGAAGAUUCGCGUUUCAGAAUCAUUCAUCGAGAUGUGAAAGCAAGCAACAUCCUGCUUGAUGCCGACAUGAACCCAAAAAUCUCAGACUUUGGACUCGCAAAACUUUCCGGCAUUGAAGAACAAGAUGGCAACACUACUCGCAUCGCUGGUACAUAUGGAUAUAUGUCUCCAGAAUAUGCAUUCCGCGGACUCUUCUCAACUAAGUCUGAUGUAUUCAGUUAUGGCGUGCUUGUACUGGAGAUUAUCACAGGCCGUAGUAGCAGUUGUUUCUUAAGUGCAAGGAACAACCUAGAUUUUCUAAGCUAUGUUUGGCAACACUGGAACCAAGGAACGGCGCUGCAGCUAGUGGAUCAUACGCUUGGCAAUGAAUAUCCGCCGGAAGAGGUGUUGAGAUGCAUCCAAAUAGGAUUGCUAUGCGUACAGGAAGAUCCUAUAGAGAGGCCGAGCAUGAAUUCGUUGGCGGUGAUGCUUAGCAGACACUCUUUUGUCUCGCUUCCAGUUCCUUCAAUGCCUGAGUUUCUACAGCGACUGCAAGUUAUUGUAGCGCAUAGCUCGGAGAUUGAUAUGCCUAGGAGCGAUUAUUCGGACCGGCGUGGGACUUUGUCGACUAGUGAUUUCUUGAGUAGUUCUAGUGGGAGCUUUAGAUUAUUGAGCCCUGCUUCUCCUCUCGAGAAGCUUGAUCAGUUGGGGAUAAACCAACCACAAGGACCACCAGUAAUAGAGGAUAAUUUAUUUGGACUAUUGGCUAAUUUUUUGAUGGAAUUCGAUGUAGGUUUGAAGCAUAUUGACAAAGGUAUUAGCUGCAGUUACUGUUUAGCUGCAAUUUUUGUGAUCAAAUUUGCAGCAGUUUCUGUGAUGCAAAUUGCAGUAGUUUCUAUAUUAGCUGCAAACAAAAAUGAAACAAUUGCCCGUUCCAAACGUCUGAGGGUUGUUGAUAAAAGAAAACCUGGUGCUUCUUCCCUCAGAAACGAGCUAUCUGAGGCGGUUUCUUGUUUCAAAGCAGAAUUUCAGGCUUCUCAUUCAAGCACAAUCACGGAGGCACUUGAAAUCAUAAGUGCUACAGCCGAAAUUUAUGCAGAUGAAGAGUUGUAUCUGUUCGCAGCAGAAUUGCUAGAGGACUCAGUCUGUAGGGAUUUCUUUGUGCAGAUGCCUGUCACCCGCAGAGUACAUAUUAUCUUUCUUACACUGACUCUUCAUAAUUACAUAAGAAGACAUCAUUCCCGUAGCGAUAUAGACUUCCAUUUGACGGAAGAGGAUGAAGAAAAUGUGCAUUCGGAAGCAUUUGAAUACCAGCUAGGUCAGUCUUUCACAGAAGAAGAGACCGAGACUUCCAUUGCCUUCACAGUAGAUGGGGAAGGUGCAAGCAAGAUGGCAGAGCUGAGGGAACGAAUUACUGAUGAGAUGUGUGCAAAUAACCGUUAUUUCAUACUUCUCAAUCUCAACAGAGAAAUGAACGAGACCUUUCCCUGCUCGCUCCUCCUCCUCCUCGUCUCCUUUUACAUUAUUCUCUUCUUUGCCGGCGAAACGUAUUCCCAAAGCAGACCCAACCUCAGCUACUGCUCCGGCGACAACUACACAUCCCUAAGUUCCUUGGAGACCAACCUCCGUCAUCUCCUUUCCAACCUCACCAACGCCACUGCCAAUUCUCCGUCUUUCUUUUCAACAUACACCGUCGGAAGCCCUGCAUCUAUCCAAGUCUUUGGUCUCGCGCAGUGUCACAUCGACUCCUCCCCCACAAUAUGUGGCAGCUGUCUCCGUCACGCCGCUGCCAUGGCUGGCAAAGAUCAACUUGGUGGCUGCGGCCGAAACAGCUCAGCCGCAUUACGAUACGACUAUUGCUUCCUCCGCUACUCCGAUGAUCGAUUCUUCGGGAUCCCUGAAAUGACAAUGGUCGCCACCUUCUAUAAUGUAGGGAUCGCGUCGGUGUUUGACAACAGAGUCCAAGACCUAAUGAAAGAGAUCUUGCCGGCGGCCGCCAAGUCUGAGUUUAGGUACGCGGUUGCGGCUGUGAAUAACUGGGGUUCUGAAACGAAUAUGUAUCGGAUGGCUUGGUGCACGAUGGACCUUCAGAGCAGCGACUGCUUGCAGUGCCUGAAUAUGGCUUUGCUUUCGCUGCACACGGGAACGACUGGAGGCCAGACGGUAAUGGUGAGCUGCAUGGUUAGGUUUUCCACUCUGCAAUUCUAUUCUAUGCCAAUAUUGGCUUCGCCUCCGCCUGCGUCUAUGUCGUCGGAUGAGGGGAAGGGCUUUAUUGGUUCUAGUCUUCAUGACUGGAACGCUACCAGCCUAAGCAGAGGCCGAAAAAAGAGCCCAAUCAUGACUAUUCUUAUGGGAGUGCUUUCUGGAUCUCUUGCAUUGAUCAUUCUAUUUACAAUCCUUCUUAUUGUUACGGGAAAGAUGAGGAGAAGGUUGCCAAUACCGCCAUUGAUUAUCUCAAGCCUUCCACUAUCGGCAAGCAGGAAUAGCCAAGAUUCUUUAACGAAUAUUGAAUCCUCAUUAAUUGAUCUGGAUGCAAUCAGAAUUGCGACAAUGGAUUUUUCAGAAGAAAACAAGCUUGGAGAAGGCGGAUUUGGAGUUGUUUACAAGGGUGUGCUUGAAGAUGGGCUAGAAAUAGCAGUGAAGAGGCUAUCGGUAACAUCAAAGCAGGGAUUAAAACAACUGAGAAAUGAGGUGGAUUUAAUGGCUAAGCUUCAGCAUAAAAACCUUGUUAAAUUGUUAGGUUGUUGCCUGAAAGACGAGGAGAAGCUGCUUGUUUAUGAAUUCCUGCCUAACAAAAGCCUUGACAAGUACUUAUCCGAUUCCGUUAGGCGCCAGCAACUAGAAUGGGGAACACGGUACAGAAUCAUUGAAGGCAUUGGUAGGGGGCUUCUUCAUCUCCAUGAAAAUCCAGGUUUCAGAAUCAUUCAUCGUGAUCUGAAAGCUAGCAAUAUCUUACUAGAUAUCAACCUGGAACCGAAAAUUUCAGACUUUGGCAUCGCAAAGCUCUUCAAAAUGGAUCAAACCAGAGGAAUAACAAGCCAAGUUGUCGGCACAUUUGGAUACAUGUCACCAGAGUAUGCUUUACAUGGGAACUUCUCCACUAAAUCCGAUGUGUAUAGUUUUGGUGUGCUGGUAUUCGAGAUCCUUGCUGGCUGUUGCAAUAGUACUGUGGUUGCUUCAGGGACUCCCUUAGACUUACUUAGCCAUGUUUGGCAUUGUUGGAAUAAAGGUAUGGCGCUGAAAAUCAUUGAUCAAAUCCUAGUAGAUAGGUAUUCUUCGAAUGAAGCAUUGAGAUGCAUCCACAUUGCACUGCUGUGCAUCCAGGAAGAUCCAGCUCUGAGACCAAGCAUGUCUUCACUGCUAGCCAUGCUCACCACUAGCACUGUUGCUCUGCCUGAUCCCCUGAUGCCUACAUUUUUAAAGCAAGUGGAAGUUUGAUUUCCUAUUCGUCAGAUGGUUCUUUUGUUUCAGCCGAGUAAUGAUUUGAGCUUCUCAUUU
Phalaenopsis equestris is the source of this 4894-nucleotide messenger RNA. RefSeq lists its product as uncharacterized. Lineage: Eukaryota; Viridiplantae; Streptophyta; Magnoliopsida; Asparagales; Orchidaceae. The transcript has 18 exons. Bases 65 to 4834 code for a protein of 1589 amino acids. The record is from RefSeq and is a predicted model, not a curated record. Gene Ontology annotation, molecular function: protein kinase activity; ATP binding. Gene Ontology annotation, biological process: protein phosphorylation.